GAGAAGGGCUAUGGAUCGAUGAAUUGGCAGCACGACUGUCCACUUCUACGCGGUGCCUCAUGACAAUGCCAUCACGAUGAUCCCAACUCUUCAUUACAUAUCUUCGUGUCUUCAAAAAAGCUUGUCGGGGAGGUCUACAAAAACCCAUUGAUGAUGCAUCACUCGGGGAAGCAAUUACCCCAUUCGGAAAAAACGUUCAAGAUGCCUUACUAACGCCUCCCGACCAUAACUCUCGCACCUUUUCCCACUUCCCUGCUUUUACAAUCGAAACCUUACUAACACCACUUUUUAUCUUACUAUACGGAGCCGCGUCUCAAUCUAUUCACGAUAACGAUCGAUUUUCCAACACCAAGAAAAAUGCCUCCACGCAAAUAUAAACCCAAGCCACCGAUCUCCGCAUUGGAUGAGGCGGCUGCACAGCACCGUAGAGCUCAAUCUUGUAAAGCACAACGAGCAUAUCGACAGAGGAAAGAAGAUACGAUAGCCACGUUGUCGAAACAGAUGCAAGGUUUAGAAGCGACGAUAGAAAGAUUGAGCACUUGUUUCUUGGGAUUGAACGAUAAGAUCCUGCGACAUUUGGGGAAGGUGGAGGAUGCGGUGCUAGCGGAAGAAAUCAGAGAUUCGAUGAAAGAGUUUAAAGGAAUCAUCGAAAAGGGAGAUGUUGAAGAGGUCGAAGAGGAUGCAUCGCGGGUAAUGAAUGGGCAACUUGUCCAUCGUCCUCCAUCGACGAUUUCGAAAUCUGGAAACAAUAAUAUCAACGAUAAUGGCAUACCGACACCCCCGGAUACUGGACUUGCAACAGUUACUCAAUUGCCAUACAACACCAUGCCAUCUUCUCAACUUCAACUCCAAACUACCUCUCCACCACAAGGUCAAACCGGCAGUACCAUAUUCUCCGGCCCAGCUUUCUACGGCCUGACCCCCCAAACCCUCCCCUUACACCCUUCCACACCAUCUUCAUCGGCGGAAUCCCUCGCUCAUAGAAUCUACACCACUACCAUCGCCAAAGCCUUUGCUCUCCUCCAGACUCACUCCGACGAUGAUCCAAUCUUCCGGCGUGUGUUUGCAAUCUAUUUUACUGCGUUUCCCGAGGCACAGGUUAGAGGGGAGGUGGCGAGGAUGAUGAUGAGUAGGGACGAUUGGAAUCCUUAUUACAGACCAAGAGGCACGGAGCAAGGGUGGUGGUCCGCUCUACAGGUUGCGACCUUCAUCUGCAGUAGAAAUUGGGUAUUUGACAAAGAAGGAGAUAAAGUGUGUUUGGGAAGGGAAGGAAGAGGAGGUGUUGAAGUUGCGGUUGAGGAGUUUUUGGAUGAAGUUCUUGUUGAUGCGAGGUGUGCUUGGGAUACACCAGAGUAUAGGAAAGAUACUGUGGUGAAGGUUGUGUUGGGUAUGAUGGGUUGAUUAAACAUCUCACUCAGCAUAACGCUUCCUAUUA
Molecule: messenger RNA, 1435 nt
Organism: Aureobasidium pullulans EXF-150
Lineage: Eukaryota; Fungi; Ascomycota; Dothideomycetes; Dothideales; Saccotheciaceae
Exons: 2
Coding region: 358-1401 (347 amino acids)
Biological process (GO): regulation of DNA-templated transcription
Molecular function (GO): DNA-binding transcription factor activity
Source: RefSeq, a predicted model, not a curated record